CGCAGAACGUGAGCAGCAGCAGCAGGUACAAAUAUAGCAUAGGUUUACGGACACACAUCUAGAGUUCCCACGCCUGCCAGCGCUGGCCUGAGCACCGAGGCGUGACAUCGCACCAGAGCUCUUGUACCAUGGUGCCUACCAGGCAGCGAGCAACCAGAGCGGCCGCCGCCGCCCUUAUCGCAGCGAGCAUCUGCUGUAGGCACACCGCGGCAGAAGCUUUCACCAGCAGCAGCAGAAGCCGUGGCGCUAGCAACCACCUUGCGUUUGCGCCAGCACAUGGUCAGUCUUGGCUUGCGCAACCACGCGCCAGCCACCAAUCGGCAGCUUCUUCCACGGGACGCGGCCGCCGGAUUGACGUUCGAGAGCGCAGGAGCCACGGGUAUGGGCCGGGGGCAGCUGCCCAUUCUGUCUUCGAAUUGCCGUCGGCUUGGGGGAGAUCAGCAAGGAGCAGGCAAAGGGGCCGCGGUAGCAGCACUAGCAAGCUAUCGAUGAUGGCUUCCGUCGAAGAUGCCGGGGACGCGUCCAGUUCUCUUGAGGGCGACGAGGAGGUCGAGCCCUUCAUGCCAGCCCCGCUUCAAGGCGCGCUUCCGGCGGAAUGGCAGAAGAAGCUCUCGCAGAUCAACAAGGACCCGGCGAAGCUCACCUUCUUCAUGAACGCUGCCGUGGUGUUCCUCUUCGCGGCAUUUGCGGCGUUCAAGCUGGCCACCGUCGACGGCGACAUCGCGAGAGGGUGGACGUGGUACGAGGUACUGCUCCGGGUACCCGGGGAUAAUUUUUACCGUUACGAGGCGACAGUUUCGGAGAGCCCCAUCGUCACGAAGGCCCUCACCUCUUGCGUGGCGUACGGCUUGGGCGAUUUCACGGCGCAGCUCUUCACGGGCAAGACCCUCGAAAAUAUGGACUUGAUGCGGACGGCACGGUCGGCGACAGCUGGCCUCCUCAUCCAUGGCCCUCUGUGCCACUUCUGGAUCGAGCUCAUGCAGACCUAUUUGGAUUUCGAUGGGGCGUGGUGGAAUUUCAUCCCCAAGGUGAUCGCGGACCAGACUGUGUGGUCCGUGUUCCUGAACGCGGCGUACUCGACGAUGAUCAUGAGUCUGCAGGGGUUGCCGAAGGAAGAAGUUUGGGGUGAGGUGAAGAGCAAGGCGUGGCCAGCCUUGACCUCCAGCUGGCGGUUCUGGCCCUUGAUACACUGCUGCUCCUUCAGCAACGCUAUCCCCAAGGACCUCAAGCUUCUGUUCAUCGACUGCAUGGAGAUCAUCUGGGUGACCAUCUUGUCCACGGUGGCCAACGGGGACCGCCAGGCCGAUCCUGCGGAAGGCGAAAUGGUGCCCGCUAUGGCAAGUGGUUCGACCAUGCCCAAGGGGGACGAAGGCGGUCUGGGCGGCACUCCUGUGGCGAAGAAGACGGAAAAGAAGGGUGAGGUGGUACACCGUUAAAAGCGAUCAGUCCAUCGGUUGUUGGGAAUUAUUUAGGGCGCCACCGAGCCCGACACUAUUGGAGCUGCUUGCUGCCUGCUGUUGCUGCUGGGCCGUAGUGACUUGGACGGAGGCGCCGAAAGCAUGUUUCUCCUUGGCACCUAUGGGCGCGGCCGGGCGCGGAGGCCAGGUUUCGCCGAGUUUGUUGGCGGGGCAGGGGAACGUGCCCCGCUCACGUGGGCUUGCCGGCAGAAUGCCUGCCGAAGAGUGAGACAGACUGCACCCGCUAGCCUGCACCUGUGUGGAAGGCUCGAAGGACGGGAAGGCAACGGGCUUUGUAUGCAUGGGUAGUUUCGCCGCGCGGCCGUGGUACCAGGAUGUCGAGCGAGCGGAGACGUUGGAAAGUUUUACGGUCCCCGACCUGAGAAGCAGGCAGUUGCGCCGGCCGGUCAUGUCAAGGCUUUUAUGGCGUGCGUUUUGUUUGUGACAUUUGACGUACCAUCCCAAGAACUCAGUCACGACUAUGGGUUGUAUACAUCAAAAACGCGUUUGUCAUUGUGUACAUGAGUCUUGGUGACCAAAGAUAGCUCGUGAGACCUUCUGGGGUGGUGGUUUCGGUUCUUGGUUUCUCUGCACCCCCUACGCAUGGGAACGUAGCACAAGAAGAGCAGCCGGGACAGAGAUAACCUCGAGCCUCCGACAAUUGUACGUGUGAUCCCUUUGAGAGCGGUACGCGCACGUGUUUGCGCCCCUCUUGGCCGUUGUGCAUUGAGUAUUGAAUACGUGCUACGUGGACAUUUUUUGCGAACAUGGCGUGGAUCCCCGCGCGGGGGGGGGCAAGAGAAUUUGGAAGCUACUUUUACGUUGUUGUGGUUGCAUUCGCGCAGACAGCGUGCGUGUAUACUACAAUACGUGGGUUGGGAAGGCGAAUUGGCGGGUGGCACCCCCGCAGACUCUAAGGGCUCGCUUGGGAUUGGGGGAGAUUGACGGCCCCGUUUUUGAGUAAGAGUAAAGAUAAAAUUACUGCGUUUGGCUGGAAGCCUGGAAGCCAGAACAAAAAACAACGAGCACACAGAAUGACCCCCGUAGGAGAUGGACACGCAAGUGUAACAGAGGGUAGGCAUGGUUACCCUUUUGCCUGCGCGGGACUUUCGUUCGUACCAUCCACUAGCGCUUAGCGGUUGGUCCAAGAACUCUCUCUCUCUGCGGACCGGGCGGAAAUUUUGAUGGCUUUGUAGAGGUGACGAGGUGGCCUGAGGACCGUGGUCGUGUGGUUGUGGAUGCGGGCUGUGUUGAACCAGUCAUGUUCCCGUGUUCGGCAAAAAAUGUGAGGGUUUGGGUGUAUAUAUCGGGUAUGCAACCGCAGCAGCAAGGAAACUACAUGCUCUCAUUUCCAUCUUUAGAGGCUGGGGUGGGAGAGACGCUACUCUCUGGCAGCAGAGGUUCGUAGACUGAGGUGAUUUGUGUUUCGUGAAUGCUUUUCGUCAUGUUUUGUUGAGCAGAUGCUGGAGCAGCGCAGGCAAAAAGUCCUGAAUCCUGCUCUAGGUGGCGCGGCGAUUUCCGUCUGGGGUGUGAUGAACGGUUGGUCGAUAGUUUGAAGAAACAGCGCCGGCUGUGAUGUCGGAUAUGGUCAAUAAGGGUCUAGAUCCCAUGAGGUAGCCUCUGAAGGAGCUUGCAUUGCGAAUAUGGCGGUUUGAUUCACAGAUGUGUCGUGCCUCCAGACAACUUCGGUUGCGCCGUUGCCACAACGACCCUAGUAUGAUAAAAGUCCUUGCUCCUUCAUAGAUUCGAUACAAAUGUUUGUAGGCCAGUAGUCGCGGGAAGUUGAGAGUCAUCAUUUGGUUUUGCCGCUCACUGCUCAGGAAGGAGAACAACUGUUGUUGGUUAGUAGGAGAAAGUGCACAUCCAACGGUGAAUUAAAAGAUACAACAUUUCUGCACCCAACAUGCCGAACCUGGCGUAGAAAGCGUUUUCGUGAUGACCGCGUUCGUGCUACUUGGUGGGGAUUUCUGCGCCUUUUCUCUUGUGUUCUCGGAGUAGAUAUGCCUAGAGUAGACAAUGUUCUGCCGACUGUUGUCGUGAGCUAACACCAUGGGCGACAACCUUACACAGCAACAUGGCGUGGAAAUAACCCAGUCGAGCUGCAGAUACAACACUCGCGACGACGAAGACGAGCUC
Messenger RNA from Ectocarpus sp. CCAP 1310/34, 3593 nucleotides. The record is from the annotation of a GenBank genome assembly. NCBI's taxonomy places the organism in Eukaryota, Phaeophyceae, Ectocarpales, Ectocarpaceae.